AUGGUUUGCGAUGACAAGUCGAAUCGCGAUGAACCCCCGCGACCGGAACGUGGAGAAUCACGUGAUGAAAGAAACACAUCACCGGACACGGAAUUGGACGAAAUCGAGGCCGAUCUCAUUAAUAAGGGAACUAAGAAGUCAAAACGCUCUCCUGAUCGCGGCAAUUGGUCCAAUAAAUUUGAGUACCUGUUAAGCCUAAUUGGAUUUACCAUUGGACUAGGAAGUAUAUGGCGUUUUCCAUAUCUCUGUUUGAAAAAUGGUGGAGGAGCAUUUCUGAUACCGUUUUUCUUCUUCACACUGUUAUGUGGAGUCCCUCUCUACUUCCUGGAGCUGUCACUUGGACAGUUUUCAGGACGGAGUGCAGUACUGGCCUGGUCACUCUGUCCAUUGUUUGAAGGUAUCGGAUAUUCUGUAACAAUGCUGAGUAUGCUUGGCGCCUGGUACUACGGGCCAAUAGUGGCAUGGGUGCUGUUGUAUCUAGGAUACUCGUUUUUCCCGACUCAACCCUGGUCCACGUGUGACAAUAUAUGGAACACUGAUGACUGUGUUGUCCUUAGGACGGGAAAUCCAACUGGAACGAACAAUUCCACAGGGAACACAUCGAUGAAAACGAAUAUAUCGGUAAUGAACGAGCAAGGGUUCUACCCAACUGCUGCAACCGAAUUUUGGCGAUACAAGAUACUGAACGCAUCACCUGGGAUAGAAGAUUGGGGUACACCGCAGUGGCACCUCGUUUUGGCCCUCUUCUUCUCAUACGCUUCUAUAUUCCUGUGUAUCAUCAAAGGGGUGAAAUCUGUUGGAAAGGUUGUAUACGUCACGGCGCUCGGACCGUUCGUCCUACUGGUUGUCAUACUAAUCAGGAGUUUGUGUUUGGAAGGAUCUACAGAUGGAAUCAUCAUGUAUCUGAAGCCAGACUUGUCUAAACUACUAUCAUACCAGAUUUGGUUAGAAGCUGCACUGCAGGUAUUCUACUCGCUAGGGCCGGUUUGGGGUGGUGUAAUAACUAUGGCCAGCUACCACAAGUUUCGGGGAAAUAUCAUGAAGAACACCAUGAUUAUUGUGGCCGUGGACACAUUCAGUAACUUUCUUUGUGGUCUCGUGGUUUUUUCCAUCCUCGGGUUCCUUGCACAUGAUGCUGGGCUCUCCAUCACAGAGGUGGCGGAAUCUGGUCCCGGUCUCGUGUUUCUAGUUUACCCAGAGGUUCUCACCCGCCUGCCUCUGCCUCAAAUAUGGGCGAUUAUCUUCUUCUCUAUGCUGUUUAUGGUUGGCCUCGACAGUCAGUUUGGGUCCCUGGAGACGUUGAUAAGUGCUUUAAUGGACAUGUUCCCCAAAACUCUUGGCAGACGGAAAUACCUCGUUUUUGCCACUGUUUUUGCCCUGUACUUUUCUACUGGCAUAAUAUUCACAACACAGGGCGGAAUAUAUAUUUUCCAGUUCAUUGAUUGGUAUCUAACGUCUUUCAUUAUAUUCUUGGUGGCGUUUCUAGAAUGUAUCAUUGCCGGAUGGAUAUACGGUGCGGAGAGAUUGAGUCGAGAUAUCCAAUUGAUGACGGGGAGAUCAGUUUCAGUGUUUGUCAGGGUGUCGUGGAGUUUCAUCAUACCAACUGUGAUGCUGAUUGCGUUCAUAGGAGUAGCAGUAAAAUUUGAACGACCUGUAUACCGGGGAUAUGUUUAUCCGGAUUACCUUGGUAUUGUUGGAAUGUUUGUUGCCUUGUUCCUGGUAUUACCAAUACCCAUCGUUAUGGUAAAACGACUGCUACAAGCACCUGGCUCAUUCAUGCAGAGACUGAGAGCGUCAUUGACUCCUGCACCAGAAUGGAGACCGCAAGACGAGAAAGAAAGGUUUACAUACAAGCAGUACCAAUACAGCGGGCGUACUUGGCAAAAUAUCAAGACUAAUCUGAGGGGCGAAUGAGAAAUUUCUGUUACCUGUCUGUCUAGCAAUUUUGACUUAAUUUUGUAUACAAAAGACAUUGUUUUCCUAUUUUGGUCAUUUUAUUCCAAUAUUUAUAUUCUUACAGGCAUUUAAUAUCCCGUUUGAUACAUAAUUUCCUAUGUUUCCAUUUCAUUAUACAUUACUCAUUCCUU
Messenger RNA from Mizuhopecten yessoensis (Yesso scallop), 2087 nucleotides. Its product is annotated as sodium- and chloride-dependent betaine transporter-like. Gene Ontology annotation, molecular function: L-amino acid transmembrane transporter activity. The transcript has 14 exons. Gene Ontology annotation, cellular component: membrane. Bases 1 to 1914 code for a protein of 637 amino acids. Lineage: Eukaryota; Metazoa; Mollusca; Bivalvia; Pectinida; Pectinidae. The record is from RefSeq and is a predicted model, not a curated record. Gene Ontology annotation, biological process: sodium ion transmembrane transport.